GGGGUUUGACAGCUGCAAGCUCAGCAGCAGCCCCGGCGGCAGCAGCGCAUGGCUCGCGCGAGGGGAAUAGCAAGCGCUGCAAUGCCCCAGCGUGUGUGACCGCUGCGAGGGGGGGAAAUGUUAUACACACCCCGCUCCUCCUCCGCCACCUCCUGCCCGGGCUUCCCCCUCACUUGACCCGCCAGCCCAACAUGCAACCCGGCACCUGCUAAAUCAAUAAUGUACUAGAAUGUCAGCGCUGAAAAAGGAUUUCACAUCCUCUGAAGUGCGAGUGUAACCACUGCAAGUUCAUCCACUGCUGCUACUUGCGAAUGCCUGCAACGUGCACAAGGCUCAGACAUUAUGGGGACAACUCAGGUUCUGCCUGGCAUUUUGCAGAAGCAUUGCUGUAUUUUACCAGACAGGAAUACAGAGUCACAGUGUACACUCUGUGGUGAGCCUGAGGGUUUGGAUUCUCUAACAGGGCAUGCAUUUCCAGAGGAAUUGGGUGGCGAUCUGCUCAAGUCGGGGAUCAGUUUUCCGGGGACAACAGAGGAGGAGCUAGACCAGCAGUACUCCUGGUCACCUUCUCAGCACUUCAAUGAAGAAAGAUUCUCGCCUGCUCCGAGGAACAUGAAAGGAUUAUCUGGUAGUCGUAACCAACCACAAUUAUGUUCUGCUCAUACUUGUGGCUUAGCAUCCCCUGAAGAUUGUGAACAUACCCACGAUCAUAUCCACCAUGGGCAGGAGCCAAGGCAAUCCUAUCUUCUCAGCCCUACAGAGAGCUGCCCACUGGACCAUCAUCGCUGCUCACCACGAAGCUCCAUCCAUUCAGAGUGCAUGAUGAUGCCCAUGGUUAUGGGCGAUCACAUGUCAAGUAGCACUUUCCCCAGAAUGCACUACAGCUCACAUUACGAAACGAGGGACGAUUGCGCCAUGUCUCACGCUAACCCUAAGAUUAACCGAAUUCCUGCCAAUCUCCUGGAUCAGUUUGAGAAACAACUUCCUCUCCACAGGGAUGGAUUUCACACUUUACAAUAUCAGAGGACCUCAACAGCUGCAGAACAACGCAGUGAAAGCCCAGGAAGAAUACGCCAUCUUGUUCAUUCAGUCCAGAAACUUUUCACUAAGUCUCAUUCUUUGGAAGGAUCAUCCAAGGGCAAUGUCAAUGGGACAAAGGGAGACAGUCGAGGGGACGACCAUCAUCAUGGACAUCAUUCCAAGCAUAGCAAAAGGAGUAAAAGUAAGGAGCGAAAACCAGAGACCAAGCAUAAAUCUGGAAUGAGUAGCUGGUGGAGUUCUGAUGAUAAUUUGGACAGCGAUAGCACUUAUCGCACACCUAGCGUGAUUAAUAGGCAUCAUGUAGAUCAUAUCUCCCACUGCUACCCUGAAGCUCUCCAGGGGCACUUUGGGGAUCUCUCACUAAAGACUUCCAAAAGUAACAAUGAUGUGAAAUGUUCUGCUUGUGAAGGGCUAGCAAUGACCCCUGAUGGUAAAUACAUGAAAAGGAGUUCUUGGUCUACACUUACAGUAAGCCAGGCUAAAGAAGCGUAUCGCAAGUCAUCCCUUAACCUAGAUAAGCCUCUGAUUCAUCAGGAAAUCAAACCUUCCUUGAGGCCGUGCCAUUACCUUCAGGUGCCUCAAGAUGAAUGGGGAGGGUACCCUGUUGGCGGUAAAGACGAGGAGAUCCCCUGCAGGAGAAUGAGAAGUGGGAGUUAUAUUAAAGCCAUGGGAGAUGAGGAAAGCGGAGAUUCUGACACUAGCCCUAAAACAUCACCAAAGGUAGCAGUUCGACCAGAGUCAUUAUUAAAAUCCAUUGGACAGAGACCACUUGGAGAUCACCCAAAUCAGAGCUACCUUCAAGCUGCAAGUGAUGUGCCUGGGGGCCACAACAUGGAUCCCUCCGCAAACUACAAUUCCCCAAAGUUCCGAUCAAGGAAUCAGAGCUAUAUGAGAGCAGUGAGCACACUCAGUCAGGCCAGCUGUGUUAGUCAGAUGAGUGAAGCAGAGGUCAAUGGGCAAUUUGAGUCGGUGUGUGAAUCAGUGUUUAGUGAAGUUGAAGCUCAGGCAAUGGAUGCCCUUGACCUCCCUGGAUGCUUCCGAACAAGAAGCCACAGUUACCUGAGGGCCAUUCAGGCAGGUUACUCCCAAGAUGAUGAAUGUAUCCCUGCUAUGGGAUCUUCCAACAUCACCUCAACUGUCAGGUCAACAACAGCUGUAACUUAUACAAGUUACAAAAAAACGCCACCACCGGUACCCCCACGUACCACUUCCAAGCCGCUCAUCUCAAUUACAGCACAGAGCAGCACAGAAUCCACCCAGGAUGCAUAUCAUGAUAGCCGGACUCAGAGGAUUUCCCCAUGGCCACAAGAUGGUCGAGGGAUGUACAACUCUACAGACAGUUUGGACAGUAACAAGGCCAUGAAUCUUGCCAUGGAAACUGCCGCUGCACAGCGCCAUGCUUCUGAGAGUCAAAUCACUUCAGUACGAACCAGUGACAAGGCCAUUUUAGUGACAAAAGCUGAGGAGUUUCUUAAGAGUCGACGGUCCUCUAUAGGGAUUCAGGUGGAAACGGCAACCGAUUCAGAUACCGAGAGCAGAGGCCUACGGGAAUACCAUUCCGUUGGAGUGCAAGUGGAAGAUGACAAACGACAUGGACGGUUUAAACGUUCAAAUAGUGUAACAGCAGCUGUUCAGGCUGACCUGGAACUGGAGGGCUUUCCAGGACACAUAACAAUGGAGGACAAGGGACUUCAGUUUGGUUCAUCAUUCCAGAGGCAUUCAGAGCCUAGCACUCCUACCCAAUAUGGUGCAGUAAGAACAGUACGGACACAGGGACUGUUCAGUUACAGAGAAGAUUACAGGACCCAGGUUGACACCUCAAAUCUUCCACCACCAGAACCCUGGCUGGAGCCAGCCAUUGAGACAGUUGAAACUGGUCGGAUGUCCCCAUGUCGACGGGAUGGGUCUUGGUUUAUGAAGUUGCUACAUACUGAAACGAAGAGGAUGGAAGGAUGGUGUAAAGAGAUGGAGAGAGAAGCAGAAGAAAAUGAUCUUUCUGAAGAAAUUCUAGGUAAGAUCCGAAGUGCUGUUGGAAGUGCUCAGCUCCUUAUGUCUCAGAAAUUCCAGCAGUUUUAUUGGCUUUGUCAACAGAAUCUGGACCCCAGUGCCAUGCCAAGGCCAACUUCCCAGGACCUAGCAGGAUUCUGGGACUUAUUGCAGCUUUCAAUUGAAGACGUCAGCAUGAAGUUUGAUGAACUGCACCAGCUGAAACUCAAUGAAUGGAAACUAAUAGAAUCACCUGAAAGGAAGGAAGAAAGGAAGGUUCCUCCUCCAGUACCAAAGAAGCCCCCAAAAGGAAAAUUCCCUAUAACGAGAGAAAAGUCUCUCGACCUACCUGACAGACAACGUCAAGAAGCCAGAAGACGACUAAUGGCUGCUAAGAGAGCAGCCUCCUUUCGGCAGAAUUCAGCCACAGAGCGGGCAGACAGCAUUGAGAUCUAUAUCCCAGAAGCCCAAACCCGGCUUUAAAGACAGAGCGCUGCAGAGUGUCCUUUUUUAAAACAAAUGCUUGUACAGUUUGUCACUUACCUGGUAAUUUUUUCUCAUUCUCUCCACUGAAUAUGCCCUUGCUGUUGUGUUCUUUGUGCCAUAAGCACAGUGGAAUGCUUUUGAUUUCCUCAGAGUUUGCUGAGCUCUUUGCAAGAACUACUUCUUUUUGUAUUUAUUGUCUGACUUACAAUCAGCUACAAUGGAUAGGGCUUGUUGAGACCUGACUUAUCCAAUAUGUUCUCAGAGGACAACAAGAAACACCUCUUGAGAUGGAACCCAGCUUACUUUUUUGUUAUUUAUAUUUUUAUAAAUUGUGUGAUAAUUAAGGAUAAGAAUAACAAACUAUAAAUGGGUGCAUCUCACCAUUCACUAGAGGCAUUAGCUAAUACAAGUAGAAGGUGCUACAAAUGUGAAGUGCAGGAAAGAAAGAACCCAUUUAUCUCUCUGACCUCCAGUUUCUUUUCCUUGAACCCAGCUAAAAUAUUUGCCCAUGUGCUCUGCCAUUCUACCCAUCUUUGUUACUGCAGAAUAACAUUAGGCCUCUCAUGUCAAGUCAAGUUUCUGGAGAUGAACAGGAAUAUCCAGCCACUAAAACUCCGAAGUUCAUCAGGAACCAAGAAGCAUACAAACCUGGUCCUAUUGGGAAUGCCCACUGAGAAAUGUUUGUGAUACCAGUAUAACGACAUUCAGAAAUCAAAGCAAAAUUAUAAUGCAAGAAAACUUGAGUGAUGGGGAAAGGAAAGUGGAAGCCUUAAAAAGUUAGAUCUUCUGUAGCAAGAUGUGUAAAGAGAACAGUUAUACUUACUCCUUUGGAACACUCAUUGCAUUUUAACAGUUCUUUUAUGUGUUAACUUUUUAUUUUACCAACAAUCUUCUCUCUUUAAUUUCAAAAGCUAUGCUACAUGUGAUAUUUUAAACUCUCAAAAUGCUAUAUCAAUUGAGUUUCCAGGGUAUCCUUGAAAAAAAUAUUUGCUUGUUUAAAAUGCCAGUUGUGAUGUUGUAACCAAUUUAAGAAAUAUGAAUGUGAGUGGUAAGUAUAUCUAAGUUUAAAUGGUUAUCUUAAGGUAAAGGUGAACUGUGGUUUACAUUUUUUUUCCAGAAAUCUUUUUCCUAUGCAGUAUCAGUUAAGGCAAGAUGAUUCUCUUGCUUGUGUCAGACUUAAAGGAAUGAUUUGAUUGUAAAAUGACUUCCAGACAUGGAAUAUAAGGAAAGUAAUUUUUUCAAGCCUCUGAUUAUUACAAGAGAAAAGUAGGAACCAUGACAAUCAAGAGGCUUUAAAUGUUCAUUUGAAAUAAAUUUAGAUUGUAUUAUUCCACUUCAUCUACCUUCCCAGACAUAAUUGAGCAUCCCAGCUCUUAGACAUCUUCAGAUAAAGAUGUAAUAAAAGAUAUAACCCACAGAUCCUGAUACCAGGGUUCUGAUUCCUGCUCUAGGUCAAAAGAGUAUUACAACUAUGGUUAGUCUCUAAGGUGCCCCAAGUACUCCUUUUCUUUUUGCGAAUACAGACUAACACGGCUGCUACUCUGAAUACUAUGGCACAGAUCAUCCCAACUAACUCAUUUUUUGUUUACUGCUUUAACAAAUACUACGUACUUCGCCAUAGGCAGAACAGCUACUUAAUUAUACUCCAGCACUUUGGUUUGUUCACCUUGAUGAGCACUUUAAAUAUGUACUUGGUACACCCUGCAGCCUGCCACAUGACUGAGAACAUUAAGUAACACAGGUUACAUAGAUCUGACAUUGCUUCAAAUCUGGGGAUAGUUUCUUUGUUUUUUUUCCUUCUGAGCAUUUUGUUAAGCAUGAGUUCUGGUUUUGGAGCAAAGCUGAUAUAAGCAUGUUUAGCUUCAAGAUAUGAAUCUUUAGAGUUGAAUAGCUGAGAAGUUUCUGUAAGGAGAAAACUCUGUAAAUUGAGCCUGAUAUCUGGUAUAUAUUUUACCAAAUAGCCUUAAACUAUAUUUGGAAGCAAAAACCAAGAUGAAUGUAUAUCCUUCCAAAAACAACAACAACAAAAAACCCCUCCCUAAAAUAUUCUUAUAUAAAUGAAAACUUAGUAUACCCUCACCCCCCAGGGUGUUCAAAGCGUUUUCUGUAUACGGAAAGAGCUGAAUCCUGGGUAGUGUACAAUAUUGAUGCUGCUUCCUAUAUUUGUUGUACUAUUUUAAAUACAAAUGUUAAAUACCUAUUGGCAUCUUUAGUCUUUAAAAGUGAUAUUUAAUGUUAAGUGGAGCUGCGAAUUAGAACUAUCCACAUGAAAAUAAAGCCAGUGUAUUUCCUAGAUGUAGGAAAUUUAAAAUAGACCUAUAUAUAUAUUUAUGGCACCUGAUAUGUUUUAUCUCAUUUCCUUGGAUACUUCCAGGCUAAAUCACACUUGUUUUAUUCACUUCAGUAAUCCCACAUAAAACAAAGGGAUCACAUGAUUAAGGCAAACAGCAUUUGACCUGUCAGUAUUCAGAACUUGUAAAGUCCAAUUGUAAAAAUUAGACUAGGUGUUAAAUUUAGAUACCAGAUUAUGUUAUAAUGUUGACUUGGAGCAGUCCAUAAAGGUUUUAAUUACACAUCAGAUUUUGGUAAAUAUUUUGGGGUAUUUUAUGUUAGUAUGUCAUCAGUAAAUUGGACUCUAAAUGUCUGGCUAAAACAGACCUGUGUGAGCAAAUCAGACCCUAAAUUUUACAAUGUCCAUGCAAUGAUGGGAAUAUGCUCACCGUGAGUCUUUGGAUAUGUAUGAUUCCCUGUCUGUUCCAUCUCUUUGUUCCAAAGAAGAAGAAUUAAAAGUAAAAUAGAUGCCUACUGCUAAAUCUGAUAAAAUAUUAUCUGUGCAUGUUACAUUUUUAAGUGCAAUAUAUUCAACUUGUUGUGCAGGUAACAUUCUAUCAAUAAAGGCAGAUGAUAAGCCAUGUUUACCUAUGUAUUGUACAUCUAAUUAGUUGGAAAAAAUAAAAUUAUGUUUAUAAUACUUGUGUUGAAAGUCAGUCACACCCGAUCUGCUUGAAUCAUUGCUAUAAGAUACACAGUAUUCAGUAACUAUCGCUUAUAGAGAGGUCCUGUCAAAUCUGGAAAUUGCAUUCAUUUCAUGCAUAGGAAUGGAUUACAGGACCAUGUAGGAGAAAAUUCAGUAACUUACAAUGUUCUAUUAGCAUAAUACACUUCUACCCCAAUAUAAUGCGGUCCGCAGGAGCCAAAAAAUCUUAUCGCGUUAUAUGUGAAAUCGCGUUAUGUCGAACUUGCUUUGGCCCCCCUGCUCCUUGUCCCCUGGCGCCCCCUCCAGAGACCUCCCCGUCCCUAAUCACCCCCAGGACCCCACACCCUACACAAUCUCCCUGUCCCCUGACUGCCCCGACACCAUCCACACCCCUACCCCCUGACAGUCACUCACCGCCGGCAGCGGGAAGCGGAGCAACGUGGCCCCAGCCCUCUCCACUCCGCGGGCUGGGGCUGGGCUGCUUCACUUCCGCCACGCCGAUGAGUGCGGGGGGGAGGGGGAAUCCCUUCCACCAAGCCCCCUCCCCUGAGCAACACGGCUGGGGCCGCGGUGAGGGAAGCGAAGCAGGCUGCUUCUGGCCCCCCGCUAAUCACCCGGGCCACUCUGGGCCUGCAGGUCCCCCAGAAGUGCCCCUGCACAGCUCCUGCCUCCCAGACCUUGGAGGGGGGGAGGGCCUGCUUUACCGCGUUGUAUGCGAACCUGUGUUAUAUCAGGUCGCGUUAUAUCAGGGUAGAGGUGUAGCUGAAUAUCUCUUUCUUAGCGACUUCAUGCUCUACAGAUACUUAGAACAUCUUUAAAAGUCAGAAUUCUCAUAACAACAAAAUAUUUCAUUAGCUAGGCCAUUUGUAUACUAGAUUUUAUCCGUAAAGGAUGAAAGAUACAGAAAGCCACCAUUUGUUAUUUCGUUGUCCGUAAAACACAAGUAUAAUAAACAGAAUUCUCAAGAGUAUUAUAUUUGAUGUAGGAACAAGACCUGACCGGUUUAAGGUUCGAUACGUGUUAUACUUAUUUUUUGCUUUGUAUAUUUUUUUAGAUUUAAAGUUCAUUGUAAAUUGCUGAAAUAAGUUAAAAUGCAUUUUAUUGUUUCUUGACAGCUUGGAUCAGAAUGGCCCUUGGCAGUGUGUAAAAACUGAAAAUGUUGUACAGUUUAAUACCAAAAAUUACAUUUUAGUUCAUGCUUAAACUUUGUCACUGUAUGUCAAAUUUGAGGUCAAUUAGAAAAGAAUUGAAGCAUAAAUAGGAAGGUGUGUGGAUUUCAUACAGAUAAUGCACUUCAUAUAACACAAGUUAUUUUUUUUAAAUCAUAACUCCUGCUGUAUCAGUAAAUCAGUGCCCUAAUUUUCACUACGUUAACACUGUUGAUUCAACAAAUUGGGGAAACUUCCACUCAGCUGGUGAUAUUGAAAGGGAUAGAAUUUACUACUAAGAGACUAUGCACUGUAGUUUAGCUAUCGGCCAUAAAUGUACCAGGAAUCUCACCGAAUCCUUCUUUGACUUUUGCUUCUCAACAGCCUCUCUUUCUUCCUAGGCUUCUUUGUUCAUUCCUCUCUCACAACACACAUUAUCCAGUUCUACUGCUCAUUGCCAACUCUUCUGAACGUAAACUUUGUGUUAGGUCCCUGUACUGUUUUAUUCCGGUACGUAUUUAGUCUACUUGGUAGCUAUAUUAGCAAACUAAGGACCAGAUUUAUCUCAGUCAUUUGCAUGCAGCACAUUCUGAGACAAAUUCUGUUCCUGUUUACACCUGGACUACAGAAUUAAUGUCAGUGGAGGAGGCCAGAGUUUGGCCUGUCUGACUGCAUUGUGUGUUGUGCAUGUUAAUCUGAAGGCUGAAUUUAUCCAAUAGGAAAUUACGUACAGCUGCCUCCUUUAAUAUUGUAUAAAAGCAUAAAGUCCACUGUGAGAGGGGCUUUAGAAAUGCUGAUUGAUAGUUGAGUUAAAAUGCUCAACAGUAGUCAGUUAUUCCUCCGCACUGCUUUCAGAGCAAAUCACUAGACAAUGCUGUCACACAUAAAUUGAAAUUCAGGUGACAAAUAUCAGUAACUCCUUUAAUAUUCAGAGUGGUGCUUCUCUGGUGUAUGGGAGGUCAACACUUACAUUUAUAUAGUGCCUUUCAUCCAGAAGGAUCUCAAAGCACUUUACUAGCUGGUUUGCAAAGGGUUGGCAAAAUUCUGGCUCAUGCAGGGAAAGUGGUUUAACUGGUGUAGGGCUAGACCAUGUCCUCUUUCCCUCCACACCAAAAGGGAGUUUUAUAAUCCCCUCAGAACAGUAUGGAGGCCUCUUUGCAUAGUCCAGGGUCUGGGCUGGAGGAGGAAGAGGUAGAAAUUGGAUGAGUCAAGAGAAAGGAAUGACCAUAACAGGGGUGGGGGCAAUGCACAGGUUGUCCCUCAAGAAAUUAGGCAGAAGAGAGAGUGCAUCCUCAGGUUAUGGCACCUUUUCAGAAAUAGCCUUUGCCUCUCCUUCAUACUGGAUAGUCUUUAGGGCCACUGUGGCCAAGGGAGAGUCCAUUAGGAGCUAUUCUAUCAGGGAACUGGAUAAUGAUUCACGAAGGAGCCACAACCAGCGCUGAAGGCACAGAGUAUGUGGGUAGUACAAGUUUGCCAGGUUUUUUCUAUCUCGCCUCUCAGUCUUUUCCAUUGAGGCAAACCAUCCCUCUCCCACAAGGGAUGAUAUGGAGGAAUCUCCAUUAGGGAUCUUCAGCAGAUAUCUCCUCCACCAGAACUCCUUCCCAUGGGUUUUUUCAGCAGAGGAUGAUCUGGACUAUCUGCUGCAAAAGCAGUCAAUGUAUGCCUGUAUUAUAGGAGAAACCUGCUCUAUUCGCUGCCCCCUUGUGGACUGUAGUAAGGCCACAAGUAGAAGUAAAAAGAAAUAAAAUAUUCUGAAACUGUAUGUAGAGAGCAGGCAUUUGCACGUGUGUGGACCAGGCUCUUUGAUUACACCUUUUAUGACCCUAACAGUUCAUUUUAUGAAAGAUUGAUAAGACAACCUCUAUGCAAUAUUUGGGCAGGGGCAGAUUAGGGGCAGCCAUCAUCCGUCAUAAGUGAUGCCACAUUUUUGUGGCAUGCUCAUGUGCACACCCAAAUUCCUAGCUAGAAUUAAGUUCUCUAGAUGCAUAGGGAUCACUUAGUCCAUCACUGAAAUGCAUCCAUCUCUGAGGUGAAAUAUAGCAGCUGAAACACUACACAACAGUAUGUUCAGGACACUAUGUGUAAAAGUGAAAGUAAAAAGGAAACUUGCCCAACAUUGAAUUUCUCUGGGAUACUGAGAUUAACACACCUCCUUGUAUUUACAAAAUAAACAAAUAAAUGUAAUUCUUAAUGACUGUAUGUGGCCAGUACAAUGUUUUCAUUACAUAUGAAAGACACAUCCCAGAACCUCUGUUACUAAACAUGUACCACCUUUCAUAAAAGGUAAUGACUAGGGAACGACAUUAUGGUCCUAAUUUUGCCCUUGGUGAUACGGGUGUUGUACCCUUUACCAUUCGCUGAGGUCAGAAUUGAGCUUUAUGGGUCAGAGUCUCAGCAGGUGUAAAUCCCUGUAGCUCCACUGACAUUAAUGCCUAUAUAUGCCAGAUGAGAAUCUAGCCUUAUAUCUGCAGUUAACAAUCAUUGGUAGUCACAUUUCUAAAUUGGUAAUUUGUUGCAAAACAGUCUUGCACUCUUUUAACACUGAGCUGACAGACAAGACAGUAUUUAAACGAGGAACGAAUGGGAGUUUAUUUUAAGACAUGCUCAUUAGUUUUGCCACAGAGAUGUUUAAAAUCCACAAAUCAGUAUAGCCCAUUUUGAGAAUUUUCUGUUUCUAGUUUUUCAUUCUACACAAAGCUGUUUCCAUCUUUGGGGCUGAACUGCAAUCAAAGCUCCAACUCUAUGUGAUAAAUAUUCUUUAGCUUUGGGACUAGAUUCUGAUCUCAGUUACGUUAAUGUAAACACUGAUAAACGCCACUGAAGUCCGUAGAGCUUAUGCCAGAUUUGUACCAGUACAACCGAGAUCAGAAUCUGAUGCAGCAUGUCCUAUUGAAGUGGAAAUCACUUACUGGGGAAGUUAGCGCAUACAAAUCUUUUUGUAGUAGAUCUUCCCUUUCAGCUAGGUCAUAGUCACCACAGAGUGCUUGAAACUGGGCUCAAGUCUAUGAAAACUGUCAUUACAUAGAAAACUACUAGCUUUGUUUAUAGUUACCUGUGGAAUCCACAUCCUCAUUCCAUCUUUGAUUUUCCCCUUGGAGGUUUAAAUAGUAUGGCCAUCUCACUUUAAAAGGGCUCAGCAUGUAUGUAUUCUUUACUCCAUUUUAUAUAGCGAUUUUUCUCAAUUAACAAAAUUUCCCUUUGAAGUCAUGUGACUUCUACUGCUCUAGAACUGUUCUUUCUUGAAGAAAAGACACUAUGACUGUGCAGUUUCUUCUGUACAGAGAUGAAACUCCUACAUCCAUUUACCAUGUAACAUGCCAAAAUAUUUAAGUGUGGCCUAAGGACUAAAUUAAAUGCCUCCUAUAAAAUUUCAAGGAAUGUUAGAACCAGGAAACUAGCUGUUUAGUUAACAUUAAAAUAUAUAUAAAUAUAUAUAUAUAUAUAUAUAUAAAUAUAUAUACAUAAGAAAUCAUAUCAACAAUGAGGAUGAACUGAGUGCCAAAUAUUCACCAUCUGUACAAAGCUACACUUCACUAGAAUUAAACUAUUUUAUGUAAUUCUCUUUUCAUGCUUUUAUGGUUCUUUUGAUAAAUUCUAUUUAGUAGCAUGCAGGAUACCUAAAUUGAAUGUACAGUAUGCUGUUUCAUUGCUACAAUAAUUUCUUGCUUCUAGGUAAUAUCUUCUUUACCAGAAUGUUACUUGUUAUUUUGAAGACAUAUUUGAGAAUUGUUUUAUUCUUGAGUUAUUCCUUUUCAUGAUUCUCUACUCACCUCCAGCUGAUUGUAAGAAAAUGUGCUUCACUCUUUUGCCCCAGGCUCUUUUAUGAAGUUGCCUCUUUCAACUGGUUUAUGUAUUGUUUAUGUUCAUCUCCUGUACAUAAUUCUGCAAUUAAAUUUUUUGAGAAAA
Messenger RNA from Caretta caretta (loggerhead turtle), 11544 nucleotides. It is a transcript of the gene DLGAP2, whose product is annotated as DLG associated protein 2. Gene Ontology annotation, molecular function: molecular adaptor activity. Gene Ontology annotation, biological process: signaling. Gene Ontology annotation, cellular component: postsynaptic specialization; glutamatergic synapse. The record is from RefSeq and is a predicted model, not a curated record. Lineage: Eukaryota; Metazoa; Chordata; Testudines; Cheloniidae.